AUGGAGUGGCCGGCGAUGGCGGAGAAGCAGAACCCGGUAGACUACGGCGUCCAGAUUCGCUUCAUCAACGACCUGCAGGAGCCCCGCAAGCCCCCCAAGGCGCGCACCAAACCUGGCUCCUACGGGGUGGCCGUGAGGGUGCAGGGCAUCGCCGGGCAGCCCUUCGUGGUCCUCAACAGCGGCGAGAAGGGUGGGGACUCCUUCGGAGUGCAGAUCAAGAGCGAGGGCUCCUACCAGACCCCAAUCGCCGGACCCCGGACCCCCGGCUCCGUCAGCUCUGACUCGGACCUGCCGGAGAACCCCUACGCGGGCCGGCAGCCGCGGCACGGCUCGGCCCACAGCACCUCGGACGAGGAGGCCGGGGGUGCCUUGCCAGCAUCCCACCAUGAACCCAAAGUUCUGGUAGGCGAGGAGCUGCGGAGGACGCAGUCCCACGGGGACCUGCUCGGCGCCGCCGCGGACGAGCCCUUUGCCAGCAGCGCUCAUCGGGCCGGCGGCAGCCGGCAGCAGCGGUCCCUGGCCGGCGGCAAGAGCAGCAGCUUGGUGAACAUCACCUCGCAGCCACGCCUGAGAUCCACGGCCAAGGACCCCUCCUCGGAGGACACUGAGGCCGUGGUGGGUGCUGAUGGUGGCGGCAGCAGCGACGUGGAUACCAAACCCCUGUCCUCGGUGGAUUCGCUCAUCAGCAAGUUCGACAGCAGGGUCCAGCAGCGGGGGCGGGCGGCCAGGAGGGGCCGGAUCCCCUCGGAGGAAAGGAAACGCUCGCAGAGCCUGGACGCCCGCGUUUCCCACUGCGACCUGCCCGAUGCCCAGUGCCAGCCUGGCACCGUUUGCCCUCAGCCCUUGAUGCCCACCAGUGUUGGCACCAAGCUCUUGGUCCAGCAGGGUGUGGAGGAACCCGUGCCUGAGCAGCUGCAGAGCAAAGCCAGGGCAGAGCUGCAGCUCAAAUCCACCCCAGACCUGCUGCAGGACCAGCAGGAGGUCACCCAGCCCGGCAGCACCGAGCACCCCAAGGAGCUCAUCUACAGCAUUCUGAAGGAAGGGAGCAGUGAGAGUGAGAUCUCCCUGCGGAGGAAGACUGCCCGGCUGCUGGAGAAGGUGCAGGAGCUGGUGACACCAGCCAAGGACACAGCAUGUUCCCAGCCCCAGCACAGGGACCUGGCCAGGAAGGUGGAGGAGCUGCAGGAGAAGCUUGAUGAGGAGACUAAGCUCCACCAGAAGCUGGAGCUGCCCAGGGAGUCAGCAAGGAAGCUGAGGGCAGCUGAAGAGGAGAGCCAGAGACUGCGGGGGGCCCUGGAGAAGAAAACCCAGGAGCUGCAAAGAAGCUUGCAGGAGCUGAGCGAGGUAAGAAUAUCCAAGGAAAAGGUGGAGACCAGGCUGAGUGACUGCGAGGAGCAGCUGCUGGUCGCCUACCAGGAGCUCAACUGCCUGCGCCACAGCUCCAGUGCAGCCCCGGACAGUGAAGCCCUCUACAAGGAGCUUGUGGAGACAAGGGAGGAGCUGGAGGAGGCUCUGAGCUCCAAACAACAUCAGGAGGAGCAGCUGCGGCUGCGGGAGCGGGAGCUGACAGCACUGAAGGGAGCCCUCAAGGAGGAGGUGGCCAGCCAUGACAAGGAGCUGGACCGUGUCAGACAGCAGUACCAGAGUGACAUGGAACAGAUGCGGCGCAGCAUGGAAGACAUCUCACAGGAUCAGGCCAACCUGGAGUCAGAGAAGCAGAAGAUCAGCAGCAUGGUGAGGAACCUGCAGCGGGAACUGGAGGAGAGCGCGGAGGAGACUGGGCACUGGAGGGACAUGUUCCAGAAGAACAAGGAUGAGCUUCGAAGCACCAAGCAGGAGUUGCUGCAGGUGAAGCUGGAGCGGGAGGAGUUUGAGGAGGAGCUGCGGGAGCUGCGGGAACGUUUCACAGCCGCCCGGGAGGAGAUGGACCAGGCACGGAGCAGUGCCGUGGACCCUGGCGAGCUGGAAGACCUCAGGAAGGAGCUGCGGCAAGCACUGGAGGCGCAGAGGGAGCUGGCAACACAGAAGCAGAGGCAGGAAGAGCUGCUGCAGCAGCGGGAGCAGGAACUGGUGGCACUGAAAGGCUCCAUGGAGGAGGAGACCUCCAGCAGGCACAGGGAGAUGGAGCGGUACCUCAGGGACCUGCAGCAGCUCCAGAAGGAGCGCGAUGAGGCCACCAAGGCGAAGGCAUCCCUGGAGAGCGUGUGGGAGGUGGCGGAGCAGGCAAGGAGGACGCUGGAGGCCAGCCUGAGGGAGCUGCAGGAGCACAAUGAUGACCUGAGGAUGAAGGUCUUGGGCAUGGAGAGCCACCUGAAAGAGUAUGAGCGCCUGGGAGAGAACUGGGAAGGCUCCCAGGCACGGCUCAAGGAGAAGGUCACCAAACUGGAGACAGAGCGCAGGAAGAUGGAGGAGUCCUUGGGUGAAGUCUCAGAGCGGGAGCAGGAGCUGCUGAUGGCCAAGAGGUCCCUGGAGACUCGUUUGGAGGAGGCCCAGCGGGGCCUGGCAUGGAUGACCCAGGCCCACCAGGAGCUGAGUGAAGCCUUCCAAGAGGAACAGCGGCAGAAGGAGCAGCUGAGGCGUGCCAAGGACGAGCUGGAGGAGCAGAAGCGGCUGUUGGACCGCACUGCUGAGAAGCUGAACAAAGAGCUGGAGCAGAUGACGGAGGAGUCCAACAGCUCGCUGGCAGAGCUGAAGACACAGCUGGAGGAGUUCAAGGAGAAGUCCCAGAAGGAGAUCACAGACUCCCAGAAGCAAGCCAAGGACUGGGGGGCAGAGGUGGAGAAGAUGCAGUUCAGCAUGGGCCGGCUGCAGGAUGAGGUGACACGGCUGAAGCAGGCACUGCAAGAGAGCCAGGAGGAGCAGGAGCGCAUGCAGCUGGACAAGGAGCUGCUGCUGCAGCGCCUGCACAACCUGCAGCAGGAGAUGGACACCAAGAGGCGCUCCCAGGAUGAUCGCUCACGGCACCUCAAGGCCAUGGAGGAGAAGUCCAAGCGCCUGGAGGUGGAGCUGGAUGAGGAGAGGACCACGGUGGAGCUACUGACAGAGAGGGUCAACAGGAGCAGAGAUCAGAUUGACCAGCUGCGGGCAGAGCUGCUGCAGGAACGCUCCAGCAGGCAGGACCUGGAGUGUGACAAAGUCUCCUUAGAGCGCCAGAACAAGGAGCUGAAGAACCGCCUGGCCAGCUCCGAGGGGCUGCACAAACCCAGCAGCAGCAUCCCCCAGCUGGAGGCACAGCUGGAGGAGCUGCAGGACAAGCUGCAGGCAGAGGAGAGGGAGAAGAGUGUCCUGCUGUCCUCCAACCGCAAGCUGGAGAGGAAGGUGAAGGAGUUGACCAUCCAGAUUGAUGAUGAGAGGCAGCACGUCAGUGACCAGAAGGACCAGCUGAGCCUGCGGGUGAAGGCCCUCAAGCGCCAAGUGGAUGAGGCAGAGGAGGAGAUUGAGCGGCUGGAAGGUGCCCGCAAGAAGGCACAGAGGGAGCUGGAGGAGCAGCAUGAACUCAACGAGCAGCUGCAGAACCGCAUCAAGGCACUGGAGAAGGAGGCUUGGCGCAAAGCUACGCGCUCGGCCACCGAUUCCUCACUGCAGGAUGACCCCCUCAGCUCGGAUGAUGAAGAGUUCGACAGUGCCUACGGCCCUUCCUCCAUCGCCUCGCUGCUCAAUGAGGCCAACCUGCAGACCAGCUCCUGCUGA
Indicator indicator is the source of this 3690-nucleotide messenger RNA. It is a transcript of the gene CGN, whose product is annotated as cingulin. Gene Ontology annotation, cellular component: myosin complex. NCBI's taxonomy places the organism in Eukaryota, Metazoa, Chordata, Aves, Piciformes, Indicatoridae. The record is from RefSeq and is a predicted model, not a curated record. The transcript is spliced from 21 exons. Bases 1 to 3690 code for a protein of 1229 amino acids.